UAAUGAUGCUAUUGCAUCUGAAUCUUUACCGGAAACCGAGACCAGGGUAAGUAUAUCUACUGAAUCUCACGUUUCCGAUUCAUCUAAAGCUAAGGUAAAUGUAGUAACUAAAAAGGUUUCACCAGAAAAUCAGAUAAGUGUAUCGGCAUCUCCACCGCAUGAGAAUAAAACUCUACCUCCAAUUUCUGUCUUACCCGAUGAUCCCCAAGAGAAACAAAAACAUGUUAUCGAAAUGUCAUUGGAAUGGUUUCCAGUUUUAUCUUUGAAAUAUAAGGGUCUAUGGGGUAGUGGAGAUUAUGUCAAUACAAGCACAUUGCCUCAGAUGCUGGGGAAAUAA
Acaulospora morrowiae is the source of this 337-nucleotide messenger RNA. Lineage: Eukaryota; Fungi; Glomeromycota; Glomeromycetes; Diversisporales; Acaulosporaceae. The record is from the annotation of a GenBank genome assembly.